Molecule: messenger RNA, 407 nt
Organism: Meloidogyne enterolobii
Lineage: Eukaryota; Metazoa; Nematoda; Chromadorea; Rhabditida; Meloidogynidae
Source: the annotation of a GenBank genome assembly
AUGAUCACCGGCUGCGAACAACCGGAUCUCAUCUCUAAGUCUAUUUCUAUAUCUAUUUCUAUAUCUAGUUCUUUCUUGUUCCAAUCGUUGUUCAUUUUCCUCUUCGUCUUCAUUUUCUCUUCUAGUCCUUUGUCUAAUCAUUUGUUGUUCCAAUCGUUGUUCAGUUUCUUCUUCAUCUUCAUUUUCUCUUCUAAUACUAUGUCUAAUUCUGUCUUGUUCCAAUCGUUCUAUUUUUUUAUUUUGCGAUUCAUUUUCUCGAUAUUUUCUUUUGCGUUCUCUAUCUUUAUCAAGUCUUCGAUUUCUUUUUUCCAAAUUUUCUCUUUGCAUAUCAUCAGCAUUAUUUUGAGCAGUGUUUUGACUGGUUGAAGGAAUAUCAUCAAAAUCAUCCAAUACAAUUCUUAUAUUGC